This is a messenger RNA of Maudiozyma barnettii, 954 nucleotides long. It is a transcript of the gene TRM7, whose product is annotated as tRNA methyltransferase TRM7. Bases 1 to 954 code for a protein of 317 amino acids. NCBI's taxonomy places the organism in Eukaryota, Fungi, Ascomycota, Saccharomycetes, Saccharomycetales, Saccharomycetaceae. Gene Ontology annotation, molecular function: tRNA methyltransferase activity. Gene Ontology annotation, cellular component: cytoplasm. The record is from RefSeq and is a predicted model, not a curated record. Gene Ontology annotation, biological process: cytoplasmic translation; tRNA methylation. The transcript has a single exon.
AUGGGUAAGAGCAGUAAAGAUAAAAGAGAUUUGUAUUACAGAAAGGCUAAAGAAGAAGGUUACAGAGCCAGGUCUGCGUACAAGUUACUGCAAUUGAAUGAAGAGUUCCAUUUCUUGGACAACGAAGAUAAUUUGAAGAAAGUAGUAGAUCUAUGUGCUGCACCAGGUUCAUGGUCUCAAGUCCUAUCAAGGAAGAUGUUCACUGAAUCCAAAGAGGUCGAUAACAAAAACAAAAAAUUGAUUGCUGUGGAUUUGCAACCGAUGUCUCCAAUCGAUAACGUCAUUACAUUACAGGCUGACAUUACACAUCCGAAAACUUUGGCAAGAAUUCUAGAGAUAUUUGGUAAUGAGAAAGCUGAUUUUGUAUGUAGUGAUGGUGCUCCAGAUGUUACAGGUCUACAUGACUUGGACGAAUAUGUACAACAACAAUUGAUCAUGAGUGCAUUACAAUUGACUACAUGUAUAUUGAAACAAAAUGGUACGUUUGUUGCCAAGAUCUUUAGAGGUAGAGAUAUUGACAUGUUAUAUUCACAACUGGGAUAUUUGUUUGAUAGAGUCGUAUGUGCUAAACCAAGAUCUUCAAGAGGUACAUCCUUAGAGGCCUUCAUUGUUUGUUUAGGUUAUAACCCACCAUCAAAUUGGGAACCAAAACUGGAUAUAAACAAAUCAAUUGAAGAGUUUUUCAAUGGUUGCAAGAUGAGUCAAUUAUCAUUGUCCGAUGACAAUGAUAAUAAGUUACCACAAUGGAAGGACGGUCAAAGAGAAAUUGCUAAGUUCAUGUCGUGUGGGGGACUUCAAAGUUUCGAUUCUGACGCUACAUACCAUUACGACGACGAAAUAUUGUCAAAUUUGAAGGAUAAGUUAUCAUUGGAUCCAGUACAAAGUCCAACGAAUCCUCCGUACAAGAAGGCUCUGGAGUUAAAGAGAAGCGGGAAACUGACAAGAGCAGUAUAG